UUUUCACACUAAAAUGAACAGCUGAUACUUUGCUUGGCGAGUCGCAAUAGUAUUCAUUUUGUUCGAGAAAUAUAGAAAAAAAAAUUGAAGAGCCAUUUUGGAAAAUAGAAUUCCGCCAUAUUUACCGGCUUUUUUCAAAAUAUUUACCUUUUCUUAAUGUAAACAAGUUCCAAAAAUACGUUAUAUUUUGAGACUUGUAUAAAAUUAAAAAAAAAAGUGAAAGUCGACUAAGCAAAGACAAAAAGUGUGAAGCACAACGCCUCUAGGCUGCCAAAUGUUAAGAGAACAAACAGAAUACGUAUCAAAAGCAAAUGGCUAGUCAUAAUUUUCCGCUGAGCUCAACAAGCACAGCACCCAUUGUGAAUAAUUUAUCACUGGCUUCGGCUGCCAUACAAUGUUCAAGUAAUGCGACAACGUCACCGUUAUAUUUUACUCACAUUCUACCACCAAGUACUACUAUAGUCGAGCAGCCAUAUGCAUCGGUGUUAGACGAACAGUUAGUGAGCGGCGUGCCAACGGCUGGAGAAAGUUUUUUAAUUGAAGAAAUCAUCGAUGAGCGUGAUGAAGAAGGGAACAUAGUUAUAGAUCCGGGAGAAUUUUUUAUAUCUGGCGACAGUAUACAAUAUUAUGCUGUACCCGAGCCUAUGCCACCACAAAUGAUAAUGCAGUCAUCUCAAGAUAGCGAAGAAAAUGAAGAACAUACGCCAGAAUAUGUGGAAUAUGUGCCUGCUCAAUUACCCAUUGAUCCAGCUCAAUUUGAUAUGUCUUCGUCAUCGGUUAUAGACGACCACAAUAUCAAGCUAGAACAUAACGAAGAGCAAGAUCAAUUGUGGAUUAAAGAGGAGGCAUUCUCAGAGAUUUUAAAUUCUCCCGUUUCUUCAAUGGCCGAACAAAAUAACCAUUUAGUCGCGGACAAGAAAUUAACGAACACUAAACGUUGGAAGCAAACCAAAGUACCCAUAAGAAUUACACAAGAUGAGUUCAAUGUUACAUUAUGGUCAGCACUUAAUUCAGAGGAUGACUACGAAGAGGACGAAGACGAAGAGGGUAGUCAGUGUAUAGAAAAAAGACCUCUGAGACAAGGACAUUACAUGCCGGACGUACCGGAACCUUUCGAAAAAUUCAUUAUUGAUGAAAACAAUCUUAUGCAUGCCCCCGAAUACGUUAUAGUUCCCGAUCCGUUUACCGGCGAUAUAGUUGAAGAGGAAGUUGAAACCGUAAAUAUAGUAGAAAACGUAAAAAGUCCCCCGGAAGUCAGUGUAACUCCGAAAGAAAACAAUGCCCUAAGCAAACAAAAUAAACAAACUGUUACAGAAACGAAACCAACCACCAUUACUGCAACAACACAUGCAAGCAGUCAUUCAGCGGCAAAAGUAAAAUCUCCUCCCUCUACUUUAAAGAAGCCAGUGCCUAUACACAAUAGCGAUGAUUACAAUGUCAAUAAUAAUGGAGAUGUUAGCUCUACCUCUGCAACUUCCAGGCAAAAUACAUCGGUUGUUACCACAGUGAGCACAGCCACAGGAACAACGACUGUGUAUCGCUGCACUUUUCGCGAUUGUAAUAAAGAAUUUCGUAAUCAUUCUGCAAUGCGCAAGCAUUCGGCUACACAUGGUCCCCGCGGUCACGUAUGUGCAGAAUGUGGUAAAUCGUUUGUAGAGAGUUCGAAAUUGAAACGUCAUCAGCUUGUGCAUACAGGAGAAAAACCUUUCGAAUGCACAUUCGAAGGUUGCGGUAAACGUUUUUCUCUUGAUUUCAAUUUGCGCACUCACGUGCGCAUACAUACGGGCGACCGGCCUUAUCACUGCCCCGUCGAGGGAUGCCACAAGUGUUUCGCGCAAUCGACCAAUUUGAAAAGCCAUAUGCUCACACACUCAAAACCUAAGCGUAAAUGGUCGCGACCAGUCAGUAGUAAACAAUUAAUAGCUCGCUAUGGUCGUCUUGAGCUAGGCGAAAACCCAAGCUUUGUAUAUUUAGAAACAAACGAUCAAUUUCCCGUAUUGUUGGAUAGUUCUUAGACGAUACUUCCACAUAAUGCAUGCAUACCAAUCUCUAUUAAAAGAAUGUUUUGUAUAUUCAAUAUUCUUCUUACGUUUCAUUUCUCUUUGAAGCUCAACAUUAAGUCUAAUAUAACAAUAAGUACUAAUUGCUCUAAUGUAUAGGCUUUUUAUUUCAAUGGAAUAUAAACGUAUGUAUCCUGUCUAUGUGAAAAGAUCACGAUCAGUGAUCAGCGAUCAGUUACCCAUUAAAUUGGUGACAAGUUCGAUCAAAGGAAAUAAGUACAUUUCGUUAGAUACAUACUGAAAAUACUUAGGAAAAUUAGUUUAACUGCAUAACACCUUUUCGGAAACCCAAUAGCUGUGAAUAGGCCCACAUGUUGCAAAGGAAAUCAUGUUCAACAAUGUGAUGGGUUGGUAUUUAGCUUAGAAUAAACCUUUUACGAAGAUCAUCGCGCCUACUAUGAAUUCCUUUUUUUUUUUUUGGUUCAAUCUUAUCGUAGCGGAAUCGUAGUUCGUCUCAUCUAAAUUUAUGAACCACAGUUGAGCGUAUAACAUUGGUACAUGCAUUUCUUAUUUGUCUCGUGAUAUUUCGCGUGCUCACUAAU
This is a messenger RNA of Glossina fuscipes, 2602 nucleotides long. RefSeq names its product polycomb protein PHO. The record is from RefSeq and is a predicted model, not a curated record. Lineage: Eukaryota; Metazoa; Arthropoda; Insecta; Diptera; Glossinidae. Gene Ontology annotation, cellular component: PcG protein complex; transcription regulator complex. Gene Ontology annotation, molecular function: RNA polymerase II cis-regulatory region sequence-specific DNA binding; DNA-binding transcription factor activity, RNA polymerase II-specific. Gene Ontology annotation, biological process: regulation of transcription by RNA polymerase II. The transcript has 2 exons. Bases 312 to 2015 code for a protein of 567 amino acids.